CUCAACGAACAUUUAAAUCAGCUGACACAAAUGAACGUUUUGAUGAUUUUUGUGUCUGAAUAAUUUUUUUUUUCAUUUUAUCAUCUUAAAUCCUGAUGAUAUCUUUUGAUGAAAUGGAUGAUCAAAUUAAACAAGAAUCUAAGCAACAGCAGCAGCAGCAAUCGGAAACGACAACAUCGUCCACUACACAAUACAGUAUUGGUGAUUUGAAUGUAAAUUUUCUGUCACAAAUCUAUGAAAUAAUGCGAUGUCUGGAAAAAGAAACACAAGAAAAUUCUGUUACAAAAACUGUUGGUAAUAAACAAACAUCAGUAUCAUCAUCAGCAGCAGUAUCAGUGGCAACAACACAACCAACAUUAUCAACAUCUGAAUAUGUUGGUAAAAUGAAUCGUUUACGUGAAACAUUCGAACAAUUUCGUCAACAAAUACCAUUGGUACCUGGAUCGAAUGUAACAAAAGAUGAACAAUUACAAACACUUGGAUCAUUACGGCAACAAUUGAUAAUGAAAAAAGAUUUAUUAUUAAAAUAUAAGAAAAGUACAAUUGUCGAUCAUAUUCCAUCGCAAAUACAAUCGACCAGUGGUAACAGUAUUAUUAAACCAUGAUGAUGAUGAUCAUAAUAAAAUUAAAAAAAAUUCUUGUAAAUAAAACAAAAAUUGCUUUGGCCUUUGUGGGUGUGUAAAUCACAGUUUUCAUUUCAAU
Messenger RNA from Dermatophagoides farinae (American house dust mite), 702 nucleotides. It is a transcript of the gene MED9, whose product is annotated as mediator complex subunit 9. Gene Ontology annotation, biological process: regulation of transcription by RNA polymerase II. Gene Ontology annotation, molecular function: transcription coregulator activity. Gene Ontology annotation, cellular component: mediator complex. Lineage: Eukaryota; Metazoa; Arthropoda; Arachnida; Sarcoptiformes; Pyroglyphidae. The record is from RefSeq and is a predicted model, not a curated record.